Siniperca chuatsi (mandarin fish) is the source of this 3663-nucleotide messenger RNA. Its product is annotated as F-box/LRR-repeat protein 7-like. Gene Ontology annotation, cellular component: SCF ubiquitin ligase complex. Gene Ontology annotation, molecular function: protein binding. Lineage: Eukaryota; Metazoa; Chordata; Actinopteri; Centrarchiformes; Sinipercidae. Gene Ontology annotation, biological process: SCF-dependent proteasomal ubiquitin-dependent protein catabolic process. The transcript is spliced from 15 exons. The coding region runs from base 311 to 3433 and encodes 1040 amino acids. The record is from RefSeq and is a predicted model, not a curated record.
UACUAUCAGGAGUUGACUGUAGUAGACUAGAGUCUGUUCUCUACUGGAUGAGUUUUCGAGUAGAAAACUUCUUCAUCCAAUGAUCUCAAGUAAGCUCGACUAUACUGACUCUACAAGAAGGAUUGUGCUGAAAUAUACAGAAGAGAGGAGACCUUUGGGGACAGUUUUCUCACUGUAAGAUAUUAGUGUGUACAGUCUAAUCAGGAAGGAAAAAAACACAUUCAAGCAACAAGACAAUGCAUGAAGGCUGUGUGAUUUCGCAAGGAGAAAAAAAAUAACUCUGCUGCAAUCUAAAAAACAUGAGCCACAGAUGACUUUUCAAACAGCAAAUCCAAGUAUGGAGACACAUCCUAUCACAAGGGCAGGACAGACUGCGUCUGACCUCCUGGAGGACUCUGGGAAUUGUAGGCAGAUCAUUAACCCGGAGCUUCUCAGUGACUCUCUCUUCAGUGAGCAGCAGAAGCUGAGGCGUGUGUUGGACUGGGCUCACACUUUCCUCAGCAGUGGGUCAGAGGUUCACCAUGAAUUCUGCAGAGCUGACAGCUUGAUAUUGGCCAAUAACGAGCAGACGGAAACUCAGAAAAACUCACCUGCAUAUAAGCAGUCAUCUGUAGCUAAAUACCAACAUCCUGUCUCCUGUACUGCAGGUGGUAGUGGGGUAUUUGGUUUGGAGAAGGUUUGGCAACUUGAACCAUCAAAUUAUGUGAACAGUGAAUCAAAAAAUGACCUCUGUGCAUAUAAACCUCCUUUUCCAGAUGAUCCCUGCAUCCCCUUCUCCUGUACCCCAGGAAGAGAUGAGGUAACUCAGCCUGAUGACAGAGAAACUCCUGAAAAUGUGACAAGCAUGGAGCUACUGGAUGCCACCAAUAAACAAACUUGUAGCCAAGACAACAACUGCAGAACAAGCAGUCUGUUCAUAUCGAAUCAAAGACAAUGCACCAACUUAUCAGACAGAAACACAAAUCAAAUGCUCGCAUCAGAUGGUGUAAAAUGCUUGAUCAAAGAAUCCACAUCAUGCUGGAGCGAUACCCGUCACAAGAUGAGCACAAUGUUGAAACUGAGUUAUAAAACAGCUCAGUCAGAAAGUGACAUAUCAGGUCAUGAGAUGGAGCUGAGCAGAGUAAAGGCUGAGGAGGGGAAGGUGGGAUCAAGGAAGGAAGUUGUUAAGGAGAAAACAGAGGAUGCUAGGAUGGGCGAAAGGAAGGGAAGGGUAAAUGAAGAACAAGAAUAUAGCUCAGAGUUUGCAGUGUUUGCAAAGAAUAACAUAAGCAACGGUGCGCCUGAGGGGACACAGGAACAGAUAGAAAAGACUUCAAACCUCAGUUUUAACUGUCAUUUGAAAAUACCACCAACUUCAACUGUAUAUGAGCAGUACCAGCUUUGUGUGGAUCAAUUGCAUCACCUCAGAGUAAGUCAAAGCCAACAUAUCGGAUGCUUAAUAGAGUCACCUGCAAAAGAGAGAAUGACAUCUGAAGAAAUUGCAGCAGCUGUUGAAGCACCAGCCCUGCCUACAUCUGGCUUUGAGUUUAACUCUACCACAAAUCCUGAGAUUAAAAAACGUCUUAAUAAAGUAGGAAGCAAAAGGGUUACAGCUGCAGAAAGAGAUGUCAUUAAUAAAAACCAGGACAGAUCUAAAUACAAUAGAAAUAGGGCAACACUUCCUGAACAUGGACAGACCAAACAUUGUGUUGAGAGUAGAUCUGUUUGUCAGAGAAACACAGUUACCAGCGACACACAUUUGGAUCUUGAUUUCAACAAAUGUGGUGAAUUUAUAAAGGGAACUGCAGGAGGCAUAACUUCAACAUAUAAGGUUAUUAACACACCUAUGGAGCACCUGAGGAAGGCACCUGGUGAAAAUGUUCCCACUGUGGAGGAGAGUGCUGCACUCACUACUAACCCAGGUUUGCUUCCAAAGAGAAUCAGACAUAAUCCAGGUGCAAAGGGUUGUCGGAGUGGUGUCAAAGGUCAAAAGAAAAAAGUAUCAUUGAGACUCUGUGAAAAGUCAAGUGUCUCCCUGUCUUCUCCAACCAAUAAAGAAAUAUUGCAAAGACCUCAGUCAUCAGGUGUAAUCGAACACACAAAAAGACACACACCAGAGGACAAAGUGAAACCUACUUUAGCCUAUAGAGUUACAGCCAAAUGUCUGCCACGUACAGAGACACACACACCUCUUCAUGAUGACCCCAGACCAACGUCACCAGCCUCAAGUGCAUGUCAAUGUGAACAAACUGACUGCAAACACAGCCCAGCAGGUGUCCCUGUAUUUGACUGCUGGCUGUGUCUGCCUGAUGAGGUGUGGCUGUCCAUCCUGUCUCUGCUGCCUCACAGUGAUCUGUGCAGAGUGGUGCAGGUCUGCAGCCGCCUGCACACACUGGCCACUGAUCACACACUCUGGAAAAAUCUGAGGAUUGAAAACUCCAACCUGACGGAGCGGUGGUUACUUUGUGUGGGCCGACGUCAUCCUCGCAGUCUGUGUCUGUACAGCUGCAGUGGCGUGUCUCUCACCUCCUGGUGGCUGGAGGUGUUUUUCACUCUGUGUAGAAACUUUCUAGAGGAAGUCAAGGUCACAAGUUGUACUGGUCCGGGUCUCCAUGGUGACCAGAUGCUGCCUCUGAUUGGUCAACUGUGUCAUCAUGUGAUCAGUGUGGAUGUGAGCUGGAGUGGAGCAACAGAUACAGGAGUGAAAGCUCUGAGUGACUGCUGCGCAAGAUUACGACUUAAAUCUGUUGUGCUGAACGGCUGUCAUGUCACUGAUGACCCACUGAUGAAACUUGUCAUGAGACACAAAGAAAGUCUGUGCAGGUUGGAGGUGUUUGGCUGUCAGUUCCUCACUCCAUCCUGUCUACAGAGAGUAUAUGAGAUGUGUCCUGGCCUUCAGCAUCUUAACAUCGGACAGGUGCCAAAAGUCAACGCACGUAGUCUCACAGUGAUGACGUCACAGCUCAAAUGUCUCAUUUCACUAAAUCUCACUGGACUACAGGCAGUCACUGAUGCCUCAGUGGACACUUUGCUUCAGAACUGUGUUGAACUUCAGAGAUUGACCUUCAGUUCCUGUCCUGGAGUCACUGACCUGACACUGCACAGCAUCAGCAAAUACACACCUUGUAUCAGAUCCCUGGAUGUGAGUGGCUGUAAGGCAGUAACAGAUGCAGGAGUUCAGUCUCUGGCUCUGGGAUGUAUAAGACUUCAGCAGCUGGAUCUCAGCUCCACUGGCACAGGAAACAGAGGGGUUUCUCUGCUGGCAAAUUACUGCAGCAGACACCUCCAUACUGUCAAACUCAGUUUCUGCCACAUCACCUUAGAGAAUAUACUGAAGCUCUGCAGACACUGCAAGAGGUUGAAGAUGCUCCAUCUCUAUGGCUGUGCCCAUCUCCCCACUGAGAGAGAGAUCAGAGAAGCUAACACUACUGUUAAAGUUUACCCUCUGUCCUGACUCACACACAAACAUCUGCACACAACUGGACAGCCAUACAAGACAUAUCGAAGAGCAAAAUUUUACUAGUAAUAGUAGAUCAUCUUGAAAAGAAUCUACAUAUCGUAACAUUUUUACCUUUAUUACAUUUAUUCUUGUGAUAUUACAAUAAUGGGCUGAAUGAGGUCCAUUAAGUCUCAAGGAGGAUUAUGACUUAAUGUUCAGAAAUGAAUUAAAUGCUUUUGAAUAUC